Centruroides sculpturatus (bark scorpion) is the source of this 1957-nucleotide messenger RNA. Its product is annotated as nose resistant to fluoxetine protein 6-like. Lineage: Eukaryota; Metazoa; Arthropoda; Arachnida; Scorpiones; Buthidae. The transcript has 13 exons. The record is from RefSeq and is a predicted model, not a curated record. Gene Ontology annotation, molecular function: acyltransferase activity, transferring groups other than amino-acyl groups. Bases 56 to 1957 code for a protein of 633 amino acids.
AGUAACUUCUUUCAACAAGACACCGUCUAAUGAAAGCGUUAAUACGUUGUCUAAAAUGAAAUUUUUAAAUAUUCAUAUGCUGGUCGUUUUGCUUCAACUGAUAACAUGCGUGAAUUUAAUAGCUAUAAACGUGUCAAAAGAAGUACGAGACGAAGAAGAAGUAAACCGUGUAGUGGAAAUGUUAGACAAUGCAGAAACGAAAGUAAAAGGCUACUUGAAAUCUCUUACUAGAGCUGCACUUCCUUACAUGAUAAGAAUUACCGAAGAAACGAAUUUAUCUUCGUCCUGCAUCGAAGCUGGCAGUUUGUUCCUCAGAGACUUCAGACUUAUGAAACCAUGGACUAUAAAAUUAAUGGAUUCUUUCGGAAAACUACCAGCAGGUGUGUUAGGGAUGACACAAUGGAUACAAGGAGAUUACGAUCAGUGUUUGAGCAUAGAAAUUCCCCGAAAUAAAAAGAUUACUAAUAGUGAAAAGAAGCAUGUUGGAGGGAAAUAUUGUGCCUUGAAAAUUGGAUUAUCAAACUCAAUAAUGAAUAUUACAAAGUCAAUUCAUCAUUUUGAAAACAACUCAUUGAUUAAACUAGCAAAGGAUAUUGUUAAACCGGCAAAGCUUGGUGACUUCUUCAAAAAUGCAGCCAAAAUGAAGAUGGGUAUACGAUUAGAUGUGUGCAUUCCUAAUACAUGUAGUGAUAACGACUUGAAAAGUAUUGGAAACUGGAUAUUUGGAACAGCGGUAGACCUUAAUGUCGAAUAUUGCAAAACUAAAGACGAAAAACUUAAAUAUACUAAUGGACAAUUGAUAUCCUUAACUGUACUCUGCAUAUUUAUUGCAUGGGUUUCAAUGGCAACGUUAGCAGAGAUAUUAAUGCGAUUUGAUAUCAUGUCUUCGAAGAUGAAUAAUAGUAAAAUUUUCGAGUAUAUUCUCAUCGCUUCACCUUUUACAUCUCUACAUAAAUUGUGUUUAACGAAUAUCGAUGAAAGCACAAAAUCGAUGUGUGGUGUGAGAUGUCUUGUAAUAAUUAAUGCAGUAUUGGGACACACAUAUGCGUUAGUAAUGAUUGUAAAGACAGUAGCAGAAAAAUAUUCCAAUCUGAUAAAAGCAAUGGACUUUUUUGCAUACGAGAUCCUUCUUGAAGCGUUCACAAUGAUCGAAUCGUUUUUCUUCUACAGUGGUUUUAUGGUUAUGUAUUUGAGACAAAAGCGUGGAAAAAACUCUGCGAAGCAAUAUAUCAUAUCUUUAGUCAAGAAAAUUUUCAGAUUCACUUUUCCGGUAAUAUUUGUUUUGGGCUUUGCAAUUCUUCUACCUCUACUCGGAGAUGGUCCUCAUUGGCAUCGUGUGAUUGAUCAAGCGGAAUACUUAGAAAACAAUUGGUGGAAGUAUAUCACUCAUGUUCAUAUUUAUAUAGCAUUCGAACAGAAGAAAUUUUUCAACGUUAUAUGGUUUAUGAGUGUGUUAUUGCAGUUGUCUAUCAUAGCAUCAUUGCUACUGUAUGUUAAAGACAGAUGGCCCAGAAGUGGAAGUCUGGUUAUAGUGUUAUUGAUGCUGACAGGAAUUAUCACACAUGCCGUUGAUGUGCUUUCAAACAGAUAUUAUGCAAUGUUUGGAGUACCCGCCGUUUCCGAAAAAACACACAAAUACGUCCGGCAUCAUUAUAGUAAACCAUAUUAUUCCCAUCUCAGUACUUUCUGUUUUGGUGCAUUAAUUGGAGAUAUAUUAAACAAGAAGAAAGAAAUCACAUUUGGAAAAAUUACUCUUUUUGUUUGUUGGAUCGGAUGUAUUAUUUUAAUGGCUUUAUCAAUUUUUGGAGUGCAUAAUUACAAGAAGGAUAUUUUGGCCAACGAAAACAUAAUCAUUGCCUUCCAAUGCAUUGCGCCUUUUGCUUGGACAAUAGGAUUAGCUUGGUUGACUGUGGCUUGCAUGACAGGUUAUGGAGGUAAGGAAAUUGUUAUUAUCUAG